This is a messenger RNA of Cucurbitaria berberidis CBS 394.84, 1290 nucleotides long. Its product is annotated as PLP-dependent transferase. The coding region runs from base 1 to 1290 and encodes 429 amino acids. Gene Ontology annotation, molecular function: pyridoxal phosphate binding; L-kynurenine:2-oxoglutarate transaminase activity. NCBI's taxonomy places the organism in Eukaryota, Fungi, Ascomycota, Dothideomycetes, Pleosporales, Cucurbitariaceae. Gene Ontology annotation, biological process: biosynthetic process. The record is from RefSeq and is a predicted model, not a curated record. Gene Ontology annotation, cellular component: cytoplasm; mitochondrion. The transcript is spliced from 2 exons.
AUGUCUGCGACCACGCGACGAGCAGACCCCUUCAAGCCCGCGGCGAGAGUCGCAGGGCAGAAGCAGGAUGUUUGGUCCAUCGUCAACGAAGCAGCAGCAGCGUCGCCUGUCCAGCCCAUCGUGAACAUGGGCCAGGGCUUCUUUGGCUACAACCCGCCCAAAUUCGUCCUCGAUGCCGCAAAGGCUGCCCUCGAUACCGUCGACUGCAACCAGUACUCGCCCACAAAAGGCCGCCCGCGGUUAAAGAAGGCCAUCGCAGACGCCUACUCGCCCUUCUUCGGCCGCACCAUAGAUCCGGACAAGGAGGUGACCAUUACGACGGGCGCAAAUGAGGGCAUGCUAUCAGCCUUCAUGGGCUUCCUCGAACAAGGCGACGAAGUCAUUGUCUUUGAGCCCUUCUUCGAUCAGUACAUCAGCAACAUCGAGAUGCCGGGUGGGAAAGUCGUCUACGUGCCCAUGCACCCCCCGAAGGAAGGUGCUACAAAGACGACCUCGGCAGCAGAGUGGCGCCUCGACGUAAAAGAGCUCGAGGCAGCAAUCACGCCAAAGACGCGCAUGAUUGUACUGAACUCACCACACAAUCCCAUUGGCAAGGUCUUCUCCAAAGAAGAGCUCCAAGCCAUCGGUGACAUUUGCGUAAAGCACAACAUCAUCAUUCUCUCUGACGAAGUCUACGACCGCUUAUACUACGUCCCAUUCACACGCAUUGCCACUCUUUCCCCGGAAAUCGCCAAACUCACUCUAACAGUAGGCUCAGGAGGCAAGAACUUCUACGCCACAGGGUGGAGAGUCGGCUGGCUGAUCGGCCCCGAGCAUCUGAUCAAAUACGUCAGCGCAGCGCAUACCCGCAUUUGCUAUAGCAGUGUCUCGCCUCUGCAAGAAGCAACCGCCAUUGGUUUCGAGCAAGCCGAGGCACACAACUUCUGGGACGAGUCCAAGAGAGAGAUGAAGGCCAAGAUGGACAAAUUCACUGCCAUCUUCGACGAGCUGAACCUGCCAUACUCUGAUCCUGAAGGUGGGUACUUCGUCUUGGUGAACAUGUCCAAGGUCAAACUACCAGAGGACUACGACUUCCCACCACAUGUGGCGGAACGCCCACGUGAUUUCAAAUUGUCGUGGUUCUUGAUCAAAGAAGUCGGUGUUGCCGCAAUUCCACCAACCGAGUUCUUCACCCCAGGCAAUGCGCAUAUUGUCGAGGACUGGCUGAGGUUUGCCGUGUGUAAGAACGAUGAUGUACUCGACACCGCCAUGGAGCGGCUGAGGGGUUUGAAGAAGUACAUCAAAGAGUAG